CACUCCAAAGAUACCUGUGCUGCAUCAUCAUUAUCAUCACCAUCUUCUUCUUCUGAAGUCAAGCGUCUCUUCAUGGCAUCCAUUAUCCAGAGCAACGAAGGGUCGUCUGCCCCAACAAGGGCGUUGGUCGUGGAGGACAUCAAAGUUGACUGCGUGAUCCUCAUGCACAUGCUGCACAAGCUCCAGUGCGAGGCCACUGCUGUCGAGAACGGGAAAGAGGCCGUUGACCUCUUCGUUGAAGGGAAGACCUUCGACAUCGUCUUGUCAGAUAAGGACAUGCCCGUAAUGUCGGGCCCUGAGGCUGUGGCCAAGAUCCGUGCCAUGGGAGCCACUGAGGUGAGGAUCGUUGGGGUGUCGGCGGAUUUCGGUGGCCGGGAGGCGUUCAUGCGAGCUGGCGCUGAUGUGUUCGUGCCCAAACCAGUGAAGCUUGAGACUCUCCGGUCUAUGCUCGAGCUGGUCACUAGCAAGAAGAACAUGAGCGGCUAGCAUCAGCAGAUAUAUAUACGCAGUGCAGCUAGCUAGCUCGUAAUGUUUGCUUGAGAACUCGAGUUGUAACAGUUUAAGACAAGUUUGGUUACUUUCUA
Zea mays is the source of this 584-nucleotide messenger RNA. RefSeq names its product two-component response regulator ORR42. Gene Ontology annotation, biological process: phosphorelay signal transduction system. The transcript has 3 exons. Bases 73 to 486 code for a protein of 137 amino acids. The record is from RefSeq and is a predicted model, not a curated record. NCBI's taxonomy places the organism in Eukaryota, Viridiplantae, Streptophyta, Magnoliopsida, Poales, Poaceae.